AUGAACGCAAUUUUCGAGAGGAUCCAAGCGAACCAAGACUCGCUCUCCGACGAGGCUCUGGCGCCGCUCAAAAGCUACAAGUACCAGAGUGUGGACAAGUCCUUCAUCUCUAGAUAUGUCUUGAAGCACUACUGGAAUGCGUUUGUCGAAGUCUUACCGAUGUGGAUAGCUCCGAACAUGGUAACCUUAUUGGGUUUUAUGUUCAUUGUCGGAAAUGUGAUGCUCAUAGAGAUGUUGAUGCCUGAUCUUGUGGGACCUGGUCCCUCCUGGUUAUAUUACAGCUUUGCUUUCGGCAUGUGGAUGUACUCCACGCUGGAUAACGUUGAUGGCAAACAAGCUCGGAGAACAGGAACGUCUAGUGGGUUGGGGGAGCUGUUUGAUCACGGAAUCGACUCCUUGAAUUGUACGCUUGCUAGUCUACUGGAGACUGCCGCGUUGGGCUUUGGCUCCACGAAUCUAGGCGCCUGGACAGCUCUUGUUCCUUGCCUCGCGAUGUAUUUCUCCACCUGGGAGACCUAUCAUACACAUACACUCUACCUCGGCUACUUCAACGGCCCUACUGAGGGUCUUCUGAUCGCAAUUGGUUUGAUGGUGGCAUCAGGCUGGUAUGGUCCUGAAAUAUGGUCUCGGCCGAUCGUCGAGUUCUUGAACAUCCCCCAGAUCUUUGGAAACAACUCCGUGAAAGACCUUUGGAUUCCUCUCCUUAUCUCAUCAUUCUUCUUGGGGCAUUUGCCUGGUUGUGUCUACAACGUCAUUUCUUCAAGAAGGAAACAGAAUCUCCCCAUAUCCCCAAUAUUCAAGGAGUGGGUACCAAUGAUCGUCUUCACUGGAUGCAAUAUGGCUUGGCUCUUCUCUCCUUAUUCGAGCAUAUUGGCUGAUAACCGCUUGGUGCUGUACUGUUGGACAAUCUCAUUCGUCUUUGGACGGAUGACUACCAAGAUCAUUCUUGCGCAUCUGCUGAGACAGCCAUUCCCUCAUUGGACUGUCCUGCAAACUCCUCUGGUUGGUGGUGCUAUUUUAGUGAACUUGCCCUGGAUUGGUCUUCCCGGGUUGAGCGCAUGGGUGGAGCUCCUGUAUCUGCGGGUUUAUCUCCUCUUUGCCUUUGCAAUCUAUAUGUACUGGGCAUUCUUGGUUAUCAACCGGAUCACGACUUUCUUGGGAAUUAAUUGUUUGACGAUUCGGCGCGACAAGUCGGCAGCCCGAGAGCAGGCUUACCGUGACAUUGGUGAGACACAUUUCGAGGAUGCCAAUACUGGUGGUGACACUAACGCUGGGCGCUAUAAAAGUCAUUGA
Messenger RNA from Aspergillus bombycis, 1293 nucleotides. RefSeq names its product sn-1,2-diacylglycerol cholinephosphotransferase. Gene Ontology annotation, molecular function: phosphotransferase activity, for other substituted phosphate groups. Gene Ontology annotation, cellular component: membrane. The record is from RefSeq and is a predicted model, not a curated record. The coding region runs from base 1 to 1293 and encodes 430 amino acids. Gene Ontology annotation, biological process: phospholipid biosynthetic process. NCBI's taxonomy places the organism in Eukaryota, Fungi, Ascomycota, Eurotiomycetes, Eurotiales, Aspergillaceae. The transcript is spliced from 6 exons.